AUGGGCGAAACCAAUACCAUCCAUUUGAAGGUGGAGGAAGACGUCCCUGCGGAGCUUGAAGCCUUUGUCCGUCUAUCACACUUUGCACUUUUCGACCAGGCCAGAGAGUGGUUUGACGGGUGCCUCCGUGAUCAUUUGGCUGAGUUCCCUGUCGCACUUGAGUAUGCGGAUAUGCUCCUACGGCAAGGUUCAUACCGGGAGGUCGAGGUCCUCGAUCUUCACAGUCCGGACACUGCAGGUCUUCCAGAGCACAAUGACAUAGACCGACUUUGGGGGCUGCUUGAACAGCUUGCCAUCAUGCAUUUGCAAGGACCGACAUCCGAUGCCUUGGAAGACGCCAUGGCAUGCUUCGACUACCUACGUUACAGACGGGUAGGUGGGGAUGCACGCCCGAGCGCUCUCGUGAUACAUAUGCUGGAGGUGUACCUACAGAUUGUUGUGGGUGCUCACGGGACCUCCAUGUGGCCUGAGGGGAAAGAGCUAUAUACAAAUCCUCCUUGGUGUCAGUCCGAUUUACCGGCAUGGAGGGGCUUUGGCGCGUGGUACGCUGACUUGAGGGAGUGUAACCAUUUUUGGGAAGCACAGAGAAUCUUGACUAUCCUUCUGCCUGUCCUCCCAUUUAAGGACGCGAUCGAUAUGUUUAUGAAGCCGGAUCAGUUUGGGCUCGUGGUGGAGAACAUCGACCAAGGAUCCUUUGAUGAAACUCUAGUUUUAUCAGACUUGAUGUCUGCCAACAACAUCUGCAACUACGUUCUGGAGUAUUCUGAAGGGCUCCUAUCCCAUGAACUCCCGCGAGAGCAUCUAUUCGAGCUUGCUGGAGCUUACUUGGAAAGUUCUCGGUCUUUGGCUGUUAUCUUAUCUUGCUUGAGCAAGACAGACAAGAAUGAGGAGCUUCCGCCUGUCUUACAGGUUGAGAUGUUGGAGAAAAGGCUCGGGCAACUCAAAGAAGGGCCACUAUCAACUCAAAUUCAUUCCGACGAACUUCAGCCAAGGAUGCCUACUUUUACCAAGGCAAGUAAGAUCACUGCUGCGACCUCUCAGGUCGACUAUACCCAGGGGACGCAUGAGUCUAGGGCUCCAGAACCUUUGAGAACUCUUCAUCCCGAUCAAGCCAAUCCCGCCUGGCUUCAUGCUCUGCAACAAUCCUUAGCCAGCCCCACUGCUGCCGCUCCUACGCGGUACACGUGUGCAUCAGAAAACGUCAUUCCCGGUAACCUCGGACAUACCGGACCUAUUGCUCUUCAAGUUGGCCUCGCACCCGUUAUACCACGGUGGGCGAGGUCUCAAACGGUCAAUUUUGCCGCACUAGCGAACGGGUAUCCACGUUCGGAACUCGCUCUCCUCGCUGCAAACGCCCUACGAGACGCUGCAGAGGAGUGGAACCAGCUUGACCUAGGCGUAAAGUUCCAAUGGGUGGAGAAGAUACAGGAUGCCUCAUUCAUCCUUUGCUAUGGAGGAGACCGGGGUGAGGCACUCGCGCAGGCCUUCUUUCCCACUGAAAAGCAGCUGAGCACUCUUGACGUUUACUCGGCUUCAUUCCGACCCGGCACAGUGCAGUAUCUGAAAAAUAUAUUCUUGCAUGAGCUCGGCCACGUCUUGGGAUUCAGACACGCUUUCGCGCCGAACUUUGAUGUGGACGAAGAGACCAUCGAGUUCGGACCGAGAAGUCCGACUUCGGUCAUGGGCUAUGAGUUCCCGCCACAGAUCCAGGCUACUGACAGGGAAAGCGCGGUGGCCUUCUAUAGUUUUCCUGGACCCUCCCUACGCGUGAAGGACAGCCAGGUGUCAAUUAGGGAUUAUAGCGCAAGAUAA
This is a messenger RNA of Penicillium argentinense, 1812 nucleotides long. RefSeq lists its product as uncharacterized. The transcript has a single exon. The record is from RefSeq and is a predicted model, not a curated record. Lineage: Eukaryota; Fungi; Ascomycota; Eurotiomycetes; Eurotiales; Aspergillaceae. Gene Ontology annotation, molecular function: metallopeptidase activity. Bases 1 to 1812 code for a protein of 603 amino acids.